This is a messenger RNA of Closterium sp. NIES-67, 4534 nucleotides long. Lineage: Eukaryota; Viridiplantae; Streptophyta; Zygnematophyceae; Desmidiales; Closteriaceae. The record is from the annotation of a GenBank genome assembly.
GUCUGGCGGUGGUGUGCAUGUUGUUCCCCACGGAGCGUCUCUGUCCAAGCUUUUAGAGCUUCUGGUUGCGAAAAGAAGAACUGAGGAAGUCGGGGGGGUCAUAGGCGCUGUGAGGAGAAGGCGAAGAUCGUCCCUCCCCCACCCUCUUCGCCUGAGACGUUGGAGCCAAUCACCAGAGCGAUUGCCAACAUCUCAGGAGUCAGAAGGUGCCUGUUUCGUGAUCAGCAGUCACUGAGCAGCACUUUAAUCGACGAGGCCGUACUCUGUAUCUCCUAAAGCCCACCAUCUAGCUUGCGACUACGUUUCAUCCUCCGAUAUCUUGUGAAGUCGCGCGUGUCGCAGUUGCAUAGCCAGGGCACAGUUUUCUUCUCGUUUCCGCGAGCACAUCCUGUAGACUGCGGCGUUUGUGACCAAAAUCCCGCACCGUGCGUCCCCUUUCUUAGAACCAUUAGCGAAAGAUAUUAUUCUGAACGAGGCUUCUGUUCCGCGCGCCGCACAUCGCGACGACGAUGGUGGACGACGAGAUUCUCUUCCCCGGCCACAUCGACAUGGGUGACAUGGCGGACCUCAUGGUCGGCGAUGCUGACCUGGACGGCUUCUCUGACGACGAGUUCGACGUGGACGAAUUAGAACGCCGCAUGUGGAAGGACCGCCUCAAACUGAAGCGGAUUAAGGACUGCCAGAAGAUUAAGGACGCUCCGGAAACCGCGGCGGAAGAUGCGGAGGAUAAGGACGGGGAGGAGGAGGAGGAGUUUAAGCCGAGGCAGAAGCAGUCGCAGCAGGAUCAGGCGCGCCGGAAAAAGAUGUCGCGAGCGCACGACGGGAUUCUGAAAUACAUGCUGAAGAUGAUGGAAGUCUGCAAGGCCCAGGGUUUCGUGUACGGGAUCAUCCCGGAGAAGGGCAAGCCGGUGGGUGGCAGCUCCGACAACCUGCGCGCGUGGUGGAAGGACCAGGUGCGCUUCGACCGCAACGGGCCCGCCGCCAUCGCGCGCUACAACGCGGAGCAGGCUGCAGCGGCCGGCAAGAAGGACCUCCAGCCGGCCGGCCUGCUACAGCUGACGACGCCGCACACGCUACAGGAGCUACAGGAUACGACACUCGGUUCGCUGUUAUCCGCGUUAAUGCAACACUGCGAUCCUCCCCAAAGGAGGUAUCCGUUGGAGAAGGGGAAUCCGCCGCCCUGGUGGCCGAGCGGGGACGAGGAUUGGUGGCCGCAGAUCGGCAUGCCACGUGGCAGCGGCCCGCCUCCUUAUAAGAAGCCUCACGAUUUGAAAAAGGCUUGGAAGGUCGGGGUGCUGACGUCAGUGAUCAAGCAUCUGUCGCCGGAUGUCGCACGGAUUCGCAAGCUCGUGCGACAGAGCAAGUGCCUGCAGGACAAGAUGACGGCGCGAGAGAGUGCCACGUGGCUUGCCGUGCUGGACCAGGAGGAGGCGACGCUGCUGAAGGCGCAGGGGAAGCCGCUUCCGCCGGAUGCGGCGGAGUACGACCCGUUCCGCGUCGACCUGCCGCCCUUCAUCGCCGCGAAUGGCGCCGUGGGAUGCGGGGACUAUCUCGCGGGAGCGCUGCAGGCCCUGCAGCAGCAGCAGCAGCGGAACGGGGGGGGGGAAGAAGCGGCUGCGGGGAAACCGCCCGCCGCCGGCGUCGGCAGGAAGCCCGCCGCCAUGAAAGCGGAGCCGCAGGCGUGGCUGCCGGCGGCGGCGAGUCGCUUUCCCGCAACUGCCGCCGCCACUAACGCCACCGCGGCGGGCCAGGCUCUGGGGAAUGCGGAGAAGGCGCAGGCGCAAGGGGAAGGAAGUGGUGGUGCUGCCGGGAUUUCCGGAGGCGGCGAUUGCGGGGACGCUGACGUGGCACCGCCGAUUGAGGCGGUGCUUGCGGGGGUGGAGCUGCUGCCCGAGCACAGAGUUUUCAUGUGCCCGUUCGACCGCUGCCCGCGGCACUUAUGGCGGAACGCGUUUUCCGACCGCGCCUCGCGCAACCUGCAUCAAGCGAGCUGCGCCUUCCGCCUGAGCAGCAAGGGGGAAGGGGACUCCGCCGGCUCCGCGGGCGCCAGCGGUGGCGCAAGCGGCGGAAAGAGCGCUGACGCUAGCGGAAGGAACGCAAUUUCCGCCGCCGCCGCCGCCGUAACCCCUGCUGCUGGCGCUGGCGCUCCUGUUACUGGUGCUGGUGCUGGUGUUGGUCUGGGUGCUGGUGCUGGUGCGGGUACUCUUCCUCCUGCAAAGGUUUCGACUGUCGGAGCUACGAAGAAGGCAGCAGCUGGAGGCGCGCCUGCUCCUCCCACGUCAGCAGUAUCUUCCGCCCCACCGGCAACGGCCGCGAAAGCAUCCGGUGGUAGCAGCAAGGCGAGAAAUGCCGCCGCUGCCGCAUCCGCCGCCGCAUCCGCCGCCGCGUCUGCCGCUGCUGCUGGUAACGCCACCUCGGCCUCUACCAUGUUCGCGGGAAGCUUCCUCCCGCACAUGCCACGUCAGCAUCUGGGCGCCCCUGACGGCGUGGCGCCUUUCCUGCCGCCCCACCACCAGCACCACCUGCGCCACGCGUCCCUGCUUCGGCAGGGAAGCUUCCCGGGAGAUUCCUACCACCCGGGGGGCCCUGGAAAUAUGAUGGGGAUGGGGGCUAUCCCCCCCCCUCAUCCUUCGAUCAUGGGCCCUCCCCCUCCCGCCCCCCCGCUUCCUUAUCCCGCGGCUCUGGGCCUGCCAGCUCAUACCACGGGGUAUGCUGACGUGUACGGGGGUAUGUACGCCCAUGGGCAUAUGAUGGGGAUGGCAGGGGGACAUGUGGGCAUGGGGGCCCCGCAUGGGAUGGGGCCGUAUGGCAUGCCGCCCCCGCCGCACCACUAUGCUAGCAUGAUGAUGGCCGCCGCUGCUGCUGCCGCCGCUGCUAAUGGUGCUGCUGGUGCUAAUGGUGCUGCUGGUGCUAAUGGCGCUGGCGGUGGUGGUGGUGGUGGUGCUGCUGGUUCUGGUGGGAGGGGUAUGGUGCGGCCUGGUGGCGCUGCUGCUGCUGCUGCUGCUGCAUCUGGUGCGGUGGGUGCGCAGGUGUAUCGAGAAGUGAUGCUGCAGGGGCAGGCGAUGCAACAGCAGGGGCGCAAGGAAGCAAAGCAGCAGCAUCAGCAACGGCAGGUGAUUGCUUUGGAGGGGAGAGACGAUUCGCAGGAGCAGAGGGAGCAAGAUGAGGGCAGCAGCAACCUGCAAAUGACUACAGCAGCACCAGCAGCAGGCAAUGCUCGCAGUGCAAAUCCGCUGGCCCGGGUCACUGCUGCGUCUCUCCCUCCCUUCCGCCGCAACUUCAGUGAUCAGAAUCUUCCGUUGUACGCGGGUACUGGUAGCCUAUCAGGGAGAAGCAAUCUCAGCAGGCUUCCAUCCCAGCAGCAGCAGCAGCAGCAGCAAGAGCAGCAGCGAGAGCAGCAUUCAAUGUUCCAGGAGCUAUCCGCAGCAAUGGCUGCUGUGGGCACCGGUGCUGCCGCUGCUGAUGGUGCCGGUGGCUCUAUCGGUUCUGCUGCUUCUGGUGGUUUUGGCUCUGCCGUUUCUGGAGGAGCUUUGGUCGGGGCGAAACGCCGGGCGCUAUCGGACGCUGAGACAGUGCUGGCCAACAACCCGGACUUCUUCGCCUCUGUUCUCGAAGAUUCACCGAACCUGGACGGCGGCAUGAUUCACCUGGAGAGUCUGCUGCACCACCAGCAGGACCAGCAGCAGCAUCAGCAUCAGCAGCAGCAGCAGCACCAGCAGCAGCAGCAGCUGAGCCUGGGGUCACUGCAUGAGACGGUUACUGAUGAGGGGAUAAAUGGGGUAGGAGUAGUAGGAGGAGGUAUGGCUGCCGGUGGUGCCGAUGCUGUGGGUGCCACUGCGAAUGCUGGUGCCAGUGCUAGUGGUGGGGUCACAGGGGGAGGUGAUGCUGGGAUAGGCUUGGCCACUGUGAAUGUCGAGGGCACUGAUGGUGGGGGUAUGGUGCAGGGAGGGGGGGGUCUGACGGCCACUGUGCAGGGAGGGGGGGGUCUGACGGCGAUGGAGCAGGACGAGGAGGAGAGCCUGUUUGGGUUCAGCUUUGGGGUGAUGGGCAACCAGCACGACCAGAUGCGGCUGCUCAACAACCUCAUGGAUGAGGAGCUGUGCUACUUCGGAGCAUAAGAGCUGUGCUCUGUGGGUGCACAUGCGGAUCACAUGUGGAGGGGUGCUCUGCUGUCAGCAACCAGCACGACCAGAUGCGGCUACUGAAUGAUUUGAUGUAUGAGGAGCUGUGCUACUUUGGAGCUCGAGGAAGAGGGGUGAUGUGGAUCUCCUGCGCUGCGAUUGGCAACCAGCACGGCCAGAUGCGGCUGCUGAACAGCCUCGCGGACGAGGAACUGUGCUACUUCGGAGCUUAGGAAGGGGGGUAGCAUGUUGGAAGGUGUUUUUUGCACCGCUAUGGGCAACCACCAUGACCAGGCGAGGCUGCUGAACAACCUCUUGGAUGAGGAAUUUUGCUACUUGAUUGUCCGACGAAAGAGUGGUCCAACGAAAAGCACAUUCAUUAUUUGUUAUGCAAAUAUAUUGAAUCAGAUGUU